Messenger RNA from Bipolaris victoriae FI3, 231 nucleotides. RefSeq lists its product as hypothetical. The record is from RefSeq and is a predicted model, not a curated record. The coding region runs from base 1 to 231 and encodes 76 amino acids. The transcript has a single exon. Lineage: Eukaryota; Fungi; Ascomycota; Dothideomycetes; Pleosporales; Pleosporaceae.
AUGUAUGCUGCCUGGAAGGAUUCACCCGGCCCAAUGAAUGCUUGCCAGCACUGCAGCGUCUCCAUCUCGCUGCUCAGGCGCGUCCCAUCUUUCCUGAACGCAAAACGCAUUACCUCAUAUCGCUCCACUGAAUAUCGAAACACCACAAAGUCGCUAAGCAAGUCGCUUCUCUAUGCUCCGUCUGCUUCAUUUACCUCCCGUGCAAGACGGAUGCGAUCGCGCAAUAUGUAA